AUGAAGAUUAACCAGAACACUGUGCUGCAAGGACAGAGGGUGACCCUGGUGCCGUACACUUCUGCACAUGUGCCCCGGUACCACGAGUGGAUGCAGUCAGAGGAGCUGCAGCGCCUCACCGCCUCUGAACCACUCAGCCUGGAGCAGGAGUACGAGAUGCAGCGCAGCUGGCGGGACGACGCAGACAAGUGUACUUUCAUUGUGCUGGACACGGAGCGGUGGUCCGGGCAGGCGCAUGCGGAUGAGGACUGCAUGGUGGGGGACGUGAAUCUCUUCCUCACUGACACUGAGGAUCCAACGUUGGGCGAAAUUGAAAUUAUGAUUGCAGAGCCCAGCUACCGCGGCAGAGGGUUUGGCAAGGAGGCAACUCUGAUGAUGAUGUCCUAUGGAGUGAGAAACCUGGGGAUCACCAAAUUUGAAGCUAAGAUUGGUCAGGAAAAUGAAACCAGUAUUUGCAUGUUCAAAAAGCUUCAUUUUAAGGAGGUUGCUGUGAACAGCAUUUUCCAAGAGGUGACGCUGAGGCUGGAUGUCACUGACCAGGAGAGACGGUGGCUCCUGGAACAGACAAACCACGUGGAGGAGAAGAGCUACGUUGAACUGAAGCUGCCAGCUGGGGUGCUGGAGACCUGA
This is a messenger RNA of Balearica regulorum gibbericeps (East African grey crowned-crane), 630 nucleotides long. NCBI's taxonomy places the organism in Eukaryota, Metazoa, Chordata, Aves, Gruiformes, Gruidae. The record is from RefSeq and is a predicted model, not a curated record.